Procambarus clarkii (red swamp crayfish) is the source of this 2733-nucleotide messenger RNA. It is a transcript of the gene tos, whose product is annotated as Exonuclease tos. Lineage: Eukaryota; Metazoa; Arthropoda; Malacostraca; Decapoda; Cambaridae. The record is from RefSeq and is a predicted model, not a curated record. Gene Ontology annotation, cellular component: nucleus. Gene Ontology annotation, biological process: mismatch repair; DNA recombination. Gene Ontology annotation, molecular function: 5'-3' DNA exonuclease activity; metal ion binding; DNA binding.
CGUCAUAUAUACCGGGUCCCUGUGCGCGCCACAACUUGUAAACAAGGUCGUCUUCAGUCGCUUACACGAUGACAUAAUUUUGGGUAGAAACAAUUCCAUGGAAAGAAUAAAUAUUUGAUACUGUGGCAGGAAGAACGAGAGCCUGUUGUGAAUGAGGACUACUGUUCAAAUCUUGGGGCUGUCAUGGGCAUCCAGGGUCUCUUACCUUUCCUGAGGAAGGCGUCGAGGGAGGCCAAUCUGAAGGACUUCAAGGGCCAGACGGCCGCUAUAGACGCGUACUGCUGGCUGCACAAAGGCGCCUUCUCUUGUGCGGACAAACUUGUGCGUGGAGAGCCCACUGAUGGAUAUGUGGUGUAUGUGAUGAAACAGAUCAACCAGUUGUUGAACAAUGAUAUCAAGCCUAUCUUGGUGUUUGAUGGCUGCCAUCUUCCAUCAAAAGCUAUCACAGAGACCAAACGCAGAGAAAAUCGUGAGCGGAAUCGCAAGAAGGCAAAAGAGUUACUUAGAGAAGGAAAGAUUCGUGAAGCCAAAGAAUGUUUCCAGCGUUGUGUUGACGUGACGUCGGAGAUGGCUGCUGAUGUCAUUAAUGCUUGUCGUGCCAGGAAUGUUGACAUAAUAGUCGCACCAUAUGAGGCUGAUUCACAGCUGGCGUACCUGAAUCAUCGUGGCAUUGCCCAGUUGGUCAUCACCGAGGACUCUGAUCUUGUCCUGUUUGGAUGCAAAGCUUGUCUGUUCAAAUUAGACAACAAUGGUGGUUGUGUGUUGGUUGAACAAGAGAAGCUCCAUCUUGCAAUGAAUGUGCCACGAGACAAGUUCUGUUUUGACAAGUUUCGAAAUAUGUGCAUCCUCUCGGGUUGUGAUUAUCUGCCAUCUCUGCAUGGAAUUGGAUUGGCUAAGGCUUGCAAGUUCUUCAAUGUUAUCUCAAAUCCAGAUAUUUACAAUGCAUUGUGUAAACUACCAUCGUACUUGAGGAUGCCCCACCUGGAGGUCACAAAAGAAUACCGGGAUAAUUUCGUCAAAGCUCGCAACACAUUUCUGUAUCAGCUGGUAUUUGAUCCUAUUGACCGCAUUCUUCGCCCUUUAAAUGACUAUCCCGAUGACCUGGAACCUGAAGAUUUACCCUAUGCCGGAAAGUUUAUUGGCCAUGAGCGAGCUUUACAAAUAGCAUUGGGUAAUAUUAAUGUUCAAACUGGAGAAGUAGUUGGUAACUUUUCUCCAGAAACUUACAAGCCCCCAGAGCCAAAGUCAUCAGGCUGGAACAAACGCGGUAACAUCUGCUCGGCUCAUCCCAGCAUAUGGACUAAGAGUUUCACAAAGAAUGGGCCAGUUGUUCCUAGUAUCGCAAACUCUGAGAGACAAUCUAUGAAGCACAAAGAAGUAACAGUUAUGAAUCCUAUAUUCAAGAGAAGAAAACCUGAAACAGAGGUUGUUGAUAAUGAUGUAACUGAAAGAGAGCUCCAUGACCUAUACUCUCAACCAGAAAAGCGUAGGAAGAUAGAAGUAUGUCCAGAUGAUGCAGAAAAGAGUAAAACGGUAGAACGAUGUCCGGAUGAUACCGAGAUUGCUCUUGACAACAGUGAUCACACAGCCCUUGACCAAUUGUCUGAUUCUCUUGACAUGGAUGAAGAUACAAAAAUAAAUCUUAUUUUUCCUGUUGAAAAAGACCAAGAUACUAGUGCGGAGACACAAUUGGAUUUGUCGUCCGACCAAUCCAAGUCUAGAAACCCAUUUGCCAAGUCCCGGUCUACCAGUAAAUUACCAGGCUCAGGUGGACAGUUCAGUGCUCUGAAGAGAUUUAGUAAAAUAAAGAAAACUGUCAUAGAUAAAAACACGAUUGUCCAAAGCAGAUAUUUUGCAUCACCUGGUCUCAAAACUUCACCUACAGCACAUGUCAAUCCACCAAUUAUUAAUAGUUCUCCAGUUGAAAAUACAGUGAAACCAGAAAAUCAAAGGACUCUCUGGAAUAUUGAAAACCAAGAGAUGCUUGACAAUAAGUUGGAAAUUAAAGUUGAAAUUAGUUCGUCCGAAAUAAAAAAUGCGCCGUUAUCUCCUGUCCAAACCAACCUACUCCCAGCUAAACCUAAAAAAACUUUUCAGUGGGGCAAGUUGUCUGAAAUGUUUGCUUGCACCAAAGAGAAAAGUGUUAAAGUUGAAAACAGUGCAGCCACAAGGAACGCAUUCAAGCCUGUAACUGAACACAGAGACAAAUUAGCAUGUAAACAAGACACUUUGACUUCAUCCCAAAGUUCUGACAGCGAGGAAUGUUCAUUAUCUCAAAGGAGUCAAGUGUCUGAAAUGUCAUUGUACAGUGAUGUAGGGUCAGUGGAUAAUGAAUCUUUUGGCAUGACACCUUCAUCGUUGCCAUCGACACCAGAUGCUGCUACAGCCUCACAGCCUGCAGAAACUGUCACUUCUCCGGUAUUAACCAGUCCUGUGAUUGAAAAGAAAACUACUACGUCUUUAUCAAGGAGUCGUAUUAAAUGCAGAACUCCAGGACUGUCUCGGCAUAGCAGCGAGAAGAACAAGAAGCAACUACAUGCUAAGCAACUGAGUCUCACGGAGAUGUUUGCCUACAAAAAGGACGGAGCCAAGGUUUAGCCAGAGACCAUCAUUGAGAAAACAACAAUUCGUUGGUCAACACGUCUGUAUUAAAAAAUUAAUAAUGUUAAAACAAUGCUUUUAAAUAUUUUAACUAUGUAAUCUAAAGGAAAAUAAAUAUUUAGAUUAUUUCUA